Acomys russatus (golden spiny mouse) is the source of this 2060-nucleotide messenger RNA. It is a transcript of the gene Rab30, whose product is annotated as RAB30, member RAS oncogene family. The record is from RefSeq and is a predicted model, not a curated record. NCBI's taxonomy places the organism in Eukaryota, Metazoa, Chordata, Mammalia, Rodentia, Muridae. Gene Ontology annotation, biological process: Rab protein signal transduction. Gene Ontology annotation, molecular function: GTPase activity; GTP binding. The transcript is spliced from 5 exons. Bases 209 to 820 code for a protein of 203 amino acids. Gene Ontology annotation, cellular component: trans-Golgi network.
UUGCUGCUGCUGCUGCUGCUGCUGCUGCUGGGCUCGCUAUUGCCGCUCGCUCCAGCUGAUCCUUGAGUAGCAGCAGGACCAGGGCAGGGACUGACUCCAGUCUUUGGACUUAGGACAACGCAGCACCUUCCCUUGCGUGCGUGACUCAUUCGUUAUCAUUUCUGUUUAUGCCUGGGGUGGGGAGAAAAAUCCCAAACCAGCCGUGUAAAUGAGUAUGGAAGAUUAUGAUUUCCUGUUCAAAAUCGUUUUAAUAGGCAACGCUGGAGUGGGAAAGACGUGCCUAGUCCGGCGAUUCACUCAGGGUCUUUUCCCCCCAGGUCAAGGAGCCACAAUUGGAGUUGAUUUUAUGAUUAAGACAGUGGAGAUUAAUGGUGAAAAAGUCAAGUUACAGAUCUGGGACACUGCGGGUCAAGAGAGAUUUCGCUCCAUCACCCAAAGUUAUUACCGAAGCGCCAAUGCCUUGAUCCUUACCUAUGACAUCACCUGUGAGGAGUCCUUCCGUUGCCUUCCAGAGUGGUUGCGGGAGAUAGAACAGUAUGCCAGCAAUAAGGUCAUCACUGUGUUAGUGGGCAACAAGAUUGACCUGGCUGAAAGGAGAGAGGUCUCCCAGCAGAGAGCAGAAGAAUUCUCAGAGGCUCAGGACAUGUAUUACCUGGAGACUUCAGCCAAGGAAUCUGAUAAUGUGGAGAAACUCUUCCUUGACUUAGCAUGCCGACUCAUCAGUGAAGCAAGACAGAACACACUGGUGAACAAUGUAUCGUCACCCUUACCUGGAGAGGGGAAGAGCAUCAGCUAUUUGACUUGUUGUAAUUUCAACUAAAGGCUGAGGCAGAGAAUCAAAGGGAAUCAGUGGUUGCCUUGGUGGGCUGUACAUUGCUAGGGAAAUCUGGCAAUGACUAUGGCUCCUGCUCUUGGACCUUCUGACUCCUGUAGGCUCCAGAGCUUACAAAGCAUGCGGGCCAAGGGCCUCUACUGCAGGCCAGCAUUAGCAGAACACAUAUGGUUUCACCCUUUCGCAGUCUGGCGUUGGAGCAAGGAGAAAAUUGCACUAAGCGCUCCAUGAUCUGCAGAGCAUGUUGCUUUUGUUUUUAAAAAAGCAAGUAAAAAUGCAUUCCUGAACACAGUGCAGGGGAUCAUGUACUGUAGGCAUCCCUCCUGUGUGUCAACGGGUGCAUGUGGGGCUGUUCUUUAGGCUUCAGUGGUAAUCUGGUGCCCAUGGUUUCCUUGUCAACCAGGUAAACCGAAACUGGAAAGUCCAAGUACUGUCUGUAGUACUUACUGAUGACCCCAUGGAGAUUUUGAAAAGUGUUAUUUCUUUUGUCCACAAGCACUUUCAAAACCUUUGGGAUGUAAAAAUGGAAACUCUUCUCAUGACCAACAGUAAAAAUUAAUGUUUAAUAUAAUAUAUACAAGCUCCAUGACUCUUUUUGGUGCUAAUGGUUAUGCUAUUUCACAGACCAAACGUUUUAGUACAUUGAUACCCUUAGAUGUAUUACCUAGAAAUAAAAAGAAAAUGGGGGAAAUUCAUGAAUCAACAGUCUUUUUCAGAGUCUCAUUUCCACCUUUUCUAGGAUGGGUUUAGACAUGAGAAUCCCCUUUCUUUCAUAUUCUCCUUGAAAUUCCUUAACUUUCUUCUAUUCUUUCACACCUUUCCUCCCUUUAAGUAAAUCAAAGUAAAAAAAAAAAAAUAGGAAAAAUCCAAAUGGAUGAUGGCAUUCUAAUAAAGAUUAUUUGUAAGACAUUUUGAGUAGCAUGAGAAAACACAGCAGAUAUGACCAAAAUACUGUGGAAUAUGGACUGACUGCCGAGCCGGGUUCCAGACAGCACAGUCCUCUGUAACAGGUCACACCUUUUCUUUUCUGGAACUAUCCUUGGACAGACCAAGGGUUAGGAUUUUGUAGACAUUUUUAGUAUAAUAAGUGAGAAUAGUGAUUGAUGAAAAGUCUCACACACCAUUUUUGUAUCUUCACUAAACUUAGGAGAGUCCUGGUCAGGCAGCAGGCUGGGUUGUCAUGUUUCAUCUAUAUUAAUGUCGAUCUCAGAUUCAUGAGCAUACAUUC